GCUAGUCGUCUAGUGCUAUAUUAUAUGUCGAUGUUGUUAUGCAACACGUAAGCGGAGCUAACCUCACUGUCGGUUUUGAUAAUCGGUGUUUAUAAGAUCUUGGAACCCACGUAAUCGUCAGAAAAAUCAUGGCGCGAGUACCAGAGAUCCCGGACACCAAGGCCAUGGAUGGGGACAGGCCCAUGUCCAUAGUGCGUCGUGUGGGACGCGAAAGGGAGCGGAUGCUGGGAAUGACGGACGAGGAGCGGGCGUGGAGGAAGAAGUGGUUGGACGCUCAGAAACUCGCGCCCGAGGAGCCGGUGAUGCCCAAAGGCUACUACGAACAGAUGUACAAUCCGAUCAGGCGAUUCUACAUGGCACCCAUGAACAAAGUCCAGAACAUGCUGGAACCGUUUAUUGGUAAAACAUCAGCGUACGUGCUGCGGCACACUCUGACCAGAAUGGCAAUGGGUACCUUUGCAAUCUAUUGUAUCUAUUAUCAUCUCAAGUACAACAGAAUGCUUGACCUAAGAAACGACGGUCGAUCCAGGUAUCAGUAUCGUUCUAUUGAGAUCGAAACCAGGUUGAUGAAGCACGCGCACGGAUCAGCGAGAUUACGCAUAGGCAACAUCACGGAUGUAUUGGUCGGCGUGAAACUGGAGAUCGACACGCCGUAUGCCGAAAGACCAAAUGAGGGCAAAUUAGACUUUUUCGUAGACUGCUCCGCUAACGCUACGCCGGCAUUCGAAGGCAAAGGCGGGGACGAUUUGGCGACCGAGAUAAGUAACGUCCUUUCCAUGGCUUAUCAGACGCCAGAUGCCUUCGAUUUGAAACAGCUGUGUAUAAUACCUCAUAAGAAGUGUUGGAAAAUGUACGUGGAUAUCUUGAUCCUUCAAUGCGGCGGAAAUCUAUUCGACGCUGUGGGUGCUGCGGUGAAGGCGGCGUUGUACAAUACUGAAAUUCCGAGGGUGAUCACAGCAAUGCUCGACGGUGGCGAGCCGGAUAUUCAGGUGUCGGACGAUCCUUACGACUGUAUCAAGCUGGAUGUUACGAAUUAUCCGUUGGUAGUAACAGUAUGCAAGAUUGGAGACAAUUUCGUGAUAGAUCCAACGUUGGAAGAAGAAUCCUGCAGUGCGGCUAGUAUCCUCAUGUCCGUGAUGCCGAAUGGCAAGGUGACAUCCGUGGUCAAGCUGGGAUACGGUAGCUUGCUGCCUAGUACCUUGAUUAAGAUGUUGCAGGUUGGAAAGGAUAUUGGCCUCAAGCUAAACGAAACACUUAUGAAAGGAUUGGAGGAGGAAAAUAAGCUCGGCCAAACGAAACCUAUAUUUGGCUUUCUUAGAUAAUAACGCGCGCGUGGACGUUGUCAUGGACUUCAGAAGAUACAAAUAUAUUUUUUUUAGAUUCUUAAUUGUGGACUUGUUAAGUUGCGCAGUGUUUCUCGUUAUUUAUAUAACUUCUAAUGUUACGAUGCAACUGUGUUAUUUUUAGGGGGGCCUGCUAGUUGUCUUCCAGAGAUACACAUGUGUACUACACACUACAUUUCUUUGAAAAGAUUUAGUGUUAGUACGAAUGCUAAAAUUGCGUGAAAUUUUUCUAAACUCGUAGUGUUUUUCAUACUUGCAAAAUUCUACAUAUAAAGCUGCGAGAGCAUACUUUUUACUAGUGUAACAAUAUUCAGUAAUUAAUUGUGUAUGUAUGUGUGUAUUUGUGUGUGUGUGUGUGUAACUUUGCAAAGCAUAAUUUGGAAAUUAUUACGGACUUUGAAAAAAAAUUCUUAUGAGGCGUUGUGAAAGAUAUGUGUAUGUGUAAUGGUAGAGCAAUGAAUCAGUCAAAUAAAUGAUACUAGAGACAUGUGUAUAGA
Temnothorax curvispinosus is the source of this 1840-nucleotide messenger RNA. It is a transcript of the gene Rrp42, whose product is annotated as exosome complex exonuclease RRP42-like. The record is from RefSeq and is a predicted model, not a curated record. Gene Ontology annotation, cellular component: cytoplasmic exosome (RNase complex); nuclear exosome (RNase complex). The coding region runs from base 129 to 1322 and encodes 397 amino acids. Gene Ontology annotation, biological process: TRAMP-dependent tRNA surveillance pathway; mitochondrial electron transport, NADH to ubiquinone; exonucleolytic trimming to generate mature 3'-end of 5.8S rRNA from tricistronic rRNA transcript (SSU-rRNA, 5.8S rRNA, LSU-rRNA). The transcript has 8 exons. NCBI's taxonomy places the organism in Eukaryota, Metazoa, Arthropoda, Insecta, Hymenoptera, Formicidae.